AAUUAUGAUGGGAAAAUGAUCUACCAAAACAUUAUUAAAGCCACAGAAGAAUUCGACUCCAAAUAUUGCAUUGGAGUGGGAAGUUUUGGAAGUAUUUACAAAGCUGAGUUGCAAGCAAGCCAAGUUGUUGCUAUGAAGAAACUUCACCCACUACUUGAUGGUAAGAUAUCCAAUCAAAAAGCCUUCAUGAGCGAAAUUCAUGCCUUAACAGAAAUAAGACAUCUUAACAUUGUAACGUUGUACGGUUUUUGUUCACAUCCAAAACACUCUCUUUUGGUUUAUGAGUUUUUGGAAGGAAGAAUCUUGGUGAAGUUAUUAAACAGUGAGGAGGGAACUAAAACAUUUGAUUUGAUUAAGAGAGCCAAUGUGGUAAAAGGAGUGGCAAAUGCUUUAUCUUAUAUGCAUCAUGAUUGCUCGCCUCCUAUAAUUCAUCAUGAUAUAUCAAGUAAGAAUGUUCUAUUGGAUCUAGAAUAUGUGGCUCACAGCUCUGACUUUGGCACUGCUAGGCUUUUGAAGCCUAAUUCAUCCAACUGGAUGUCACUUGCAAGCACCUAUGGAUACAUGGCUCCAAAACCUGCCUACACGAUGGAAAUUAAUGAGAAGUGCGAUGUUUUUAGCUUUGGAGUGUUGGCUUUAGAAAUAAUCAUGGGAAAGCAUCCUGUGGAUUUGAUCUUAUCUCUCUCAUCAUCAACAUUUACAACCCGUGAUAUGCUAUUGAAGGAUGUGUUGGACCAAUGCCUUUCACUUCCAAUAAAUCAAGUUGCAAGGGAAGUGCUCUCGAUUGCAAAGAUUGCAAUUGCUAGCUUGCACACUAUUCCCCAAUCUCGCCCAACAAUGCAACAAGUUUCUCAAGUGCUUUCAACUCAAAAACCACAUUUGCCUAAUACAUUAUUCAUGAUCACAUUAGGAUAA
Molecule: messenger RNA, 912 nt
Organism: Quercus lobata
Lineage: Eukaryota; Viridiplantae; Streptophyta; Magnoliopsida; Fagales; Fagaceae
Product: MDIS1-interacting receptor like kinase 2-like
Exons: 2
Coding region: 16-912 (298 amino acids)
Biological process (GO): protein phosphorylation
Molecular function (GO): protein kinase activity; ATP binding
Source: RefSeq, a predicted model, not a curated record